Messenger RNA from Glycine soja, 1364 nucleotides. RefSeq names its product transcription repressor OFP10-like. Lineage: Eukaryota; Viridiplantae; Streptophyta; Magnoliopsida; Fabales; Fabaceae. The transcript has a single exon. The record is from RefSeq and is a predicted model, not a curated record. Gene Ontology annotation, biological process: negative regulation of DNA-templated transcription. Bases 429 to 983 code for a protein of 184 amino acids.
UCAUACUCCUACCUCAAGUCAAAACUUUAUGUAUUCCACCUUUUCAUAAACCUAAAAGCCUUUCAGUCAAAAAAAAAAAAAAACCUAAUAGCCUUUCUUCCCAAACACUUCCCACAGAAACUCCAAUCCACAACUCAACUUUCCUCUUUCAUUCCCAUUUUUUCUUUCUUUCCCUUCUCUCUAUGCCUGCUUCCAUCUGCUUAUGAAAAAGACUUUUACCUACACCAUCCUAUCUUAUCAAAAGCAAAAUCAUAUUAGUCUAUUUGCAAUUUUCGCCGCAACGUCAAAAUUUUUAAGAUCUCUACCAUCGUAACGCAGUUACAAUUGUGACUACAUUAGUGAGUAAUUUCUCACGAAUCAAAGAUCGCUACCAAAUUUCAAUUGCAACUGCAAUUUAAAGGAUCAGGAUUAUUACUAGUUAUACAUUAAUGUCUUCCAACAAGAGGAGGUUCAUGAGAGCCCUAUUCAAAGCAAAUGGAGGCUGUGGGUGUAGCAAACCGAAAUCCUCUGACGUACACGAACCCACCCCAAAACCCAAAAUCUCCAUUUACCAAAACACAAAACCUAGCAGCCUCAAUUCAUCCACCACUUCCGGUGACCGCAACGAGGACGACGAAGUCUUCACUUCCACCACCAUCUCCGAAUCCGACACAAAUCAUCAAAACCCCAACAACAACAACAUGCCAAAACCUAGCCCAAAACUCGUUGACAGCAUCGCCGUCGAGAAGGACUCAAACGACCCACAUAAGGAUUUUCGAGCCUCCAUACUCCAAAUGAUCCUGGAGAGAGAGAUCUACACAGAAACCGAACUCCAAGAGCUUCUCGAGUGCUUCCUCCAGUUGAACGCCACGUGUCACCACCAAGUCAUCGUUCAAGCCUUCAUGGAGAUCUGCGAAGAAGUGUUCCCGAAGAAGAACAUCGUCAGUGGUGGUGGCGCUCCUGAACAACGUCGCAGGAACCAGAUCACGCGAAAGAGUCGGUGAAUGUUGUUGAUGCUAGCUAGGUCAACCGUGAACGAUCGUAUGUGUGAAAGCCACGUGAAGGCGUUGAAUUCGCACGUGGGAUGAAGCUGCAUGGAAACGUCACGGUUUCAAACUGAUCUAUUAAAUCUUAUCGUAUUCAUUCUCUCUCAUUUAUUCGUUUUAUCUAACGGUUCAAAAUUUAUUGAGGUUUUGCGGGAUUUGAGAUUUCAAAUUUAUAUGUCAAAGAUAAAGAGGGAAAUUCAAGUAUAAAUAUCGCAAGAAUGAAGGAUGUAAAUACUAGUUUAGUAUAUCAUUCUUUAGAAUGACUUUAAUUUGAUGCAUUUGUAACUGUAAAGCUCUCGCCUCUCGUUGACUUAUGUAAUGGCAGAAUUCAUUAAUUAA